This is a messenger RNA of Actinia tenebrosa (Australian red waratah sea anemone), 738 nucleotides long. RefSeq names its product nucleolar transcription factor 1-like. NCBI's taxonomy places the organism in Eukaryota, Metazoa, Cnidaria, Anthozoa, Actiniaria, Actiniidae. The record is from RefSeq and is a predicted model, not a curated record.
AUGGACCCGCCAUCACCCGAACCAUCACCAGGUCCAUCCCCCGGUCCAUCCCCCGAUAGAACGCCCGGUGCAUUGCCAACCUUUUCACCCUCAGCAUCGCCUGCGGCAUCACCCCCUUCAGAAGUGGCGAACUUGGCGGCAUGGACGCCAAGCAGUGGAGGGAGAUUAACGUCUUUGCCCGACGCUACUUUGGAUCAGAUAAACAAGGAGGAAUUGCGCGAGUACGCCGAGGCAUUGAAAUCGUUGGCGGAGAAGUACCCCCAGGUGAAAGAGACCUUGACGCCUACCAUCAAGAACGUGAUGACGCGGGUGGAUGGCCGAUGGCGAGGCAAUCGAAUCGAGAAAAAGAUGAACUUGGCCGAAGUGGAAGAAUACGUCAAGGAAUUGGAAGCCACCGAUCAAAGCAAGUUUGACGAAACGUCUCAAAUGCGGAUUCGCUAUGUCCUGGAAAAAGCCCUGGCACGACGACUGCAGCUUCGCAAGGAAGCCGAACAAGACAGGAGGAGGGAUGGUGAUGGCGGGGACGAUGAUGAUGAUCGAGGGUGGGACGAUCCAGGAGGGGACGAUGACGACAACGGCAGCGAUGGCGACGACGACGAAGACGACAAUAAUGACGAUCAUGGGGAACGAUUCAAGAACGYGGAUCAAGACACCGCAUCUAAAGCCUUGCCCAAAAAAUUAGGCAAAGGGGAUCAUCAAACCAUCGCCAAUACCACCACCGUGACCACGGUCCGUUGA